GUUCUUAAGACCAUCCCACUCUAUCAUAAAAACCAGUUUUUCUAAAAUGACAACAGCAAUAACUCCUCAAAAAAUCAUCAAAAACUUCUUUGCUACUGCUACUGAACCAGAAAAGAAUUCAUUCAAUUUCACUGAACAAGAACGCAACCAAAUUCUUGAUUUACUUAAUUCUAAAACCAUCGAUAGUUUAUCCAAAUACGACAUUUCUAAAGCCAAGCUAAAUAAAGUCGAAGCUUGGAAGCUAAAACAUGGAAAAUUUCAAAAUAUCAAUGAAAUUCUUCACGUUGAUACUUUUUCUAUAAAAAUAGCUGAGAAAUUCUACAAAAGCUUAUUGGGUGAAGAACCAAUAAAGAAAUCAACUCGAAAAGCUGCUCCAUUUGUUAUACCAAUUUUACCGGAAACACAAAUUCAAGAAAUCAACUCUUGUGUUUCUAUAAACAUUGGAGUGUCCAGUGUUAUCUGGUCACGUUUAGAGCUGAAUAAAGAUGGUCCCUGUAAUUUGACACAUUGGGAAAGACAUGACAUCAACGACAAAAAGCUACAUUUGCGUGAUUUAAUUGAACGUUGUUUAUACGUUGACUAUUUAAUCCCUAAAGCUGAUUGUUAUAUCUUUGAGAAUCCACAAAUUGCUCAGAGCAGUGCUCCAGGCAAUGCUGAGCAAGUUAAUAUUAAUGUUCAACGUUCCCAAUUGCUUGCUAUUUUGGGUUAUGCUUUGGCAAGUCGAAAUACUUCGACAGAACGUUCAAAACCAAAUAUCUUUUAUUUGAAAAGAUUUUUGGCGGCAAGAUUGUUCCAACAAUUGAUUGGAACUGAACGUGUUUCAGCAGAAAAAGCUAUAUUAAAUCUAAUGAGAACUUACUACAAUAUCGAAGAUAUGGUGGAUACAGAAGAUCUUCCAGAAAAUGAAAAUGAAACGUUUUCUAGUCGCGGAAAUGUGUAUUUUCCCGAUGAAUUGAGAGUAAUGUAUAAAGAAGCUGAGAGAUAUAAUCGAGAGUUCCUAGGACAGGCAUUAUUGUUAAAUUUGGCAUUUGUAAGAUUGGUUUUGUUAAAAGAUGCAAAAUCUUUAGCUUUAGUUAGAGGCAAUACUAAAAGCAAUGAAACGUAAUAAAAUUUGAUUUUAAGAAACAAA
Episyrphus balteatus (marmalade hoverfly) is the source of this 1129-nucleotide messenger RNA. RefSeq lists its product as uncharacterized. Gene Ontology annotation, molecular function: DNA polymerase processivity factor activity. The record is from RefSeq and is a predicted model, not a curated record. Lineage: Eukaryota; Metazoa; Arthropoda; Insecta; Diptera; Syrphidae. Bases 47 to 1105 code for a protein of 352 amino acids. Gene Ontology annotation, cellular component: mitochondrial nucleoid. The transcript has 2 exons. Gene Ontology annotation, biological process: transcription elongation by mitochondrial RNA polymerase; mitochondrial transcription.